AUGUGCCGAGCAGGGCUGCAGCACAUGGCAGCAACAGCAGCAACACUUGCAGCAGAUAUGAUGCCGGCGGAGCUGCACGACGCGCUGCAGCAGCUGGCUGCGCUGUCAUCUGGGGCAGCAGCAGAUAGCAGCAGCAACACACACACACCUGCAGCAGCACAGCAGCAGCAGCAGCAGCAGCAGCAGCAGCAGCAACAGCAGCAGCAGCUACCGCACGCUCCCGGCAUACCCGUCCCUUUUCUUAGCCUGGAUGGCCCUGAUAUCUGUGUGCACUUCACACCAGCAGCAACUACAGCAGCAACAGCAGCAACAGCAGCAGCAGCAGAUGCGGCCUCAGAGAUAGAAGAAAGAGCAGCAGCAAAGACAGUAGGAGGGAAAGCUGCAGACCUACCAGCAGCAUCCAGCGCCUCUGGCGAUGCAAGCGGGCCUGUGCAGCAGCAGCAGCAGCAGCAGCAGCAGGUGGAGCAGCAGCAAGAGUCGCAACAGCAGCAAGAGCAGCAGAUGCUGCAACUGAAUGAGCAGCAGCUGCGUCUGCUUUGUGCUGCUGUUGCUGUGCUGCAUGAUGCAGCAGCAGAGGAGCUGCGGGCCUUCUGGGAGGCCUCACCGCAUCUGCUGCAGCAGGUGCAGCGAGCUGCUGCAGCAGAUGCAGCAGCAGCAGCAAGCAGCAGCGGCAAGCAGCAACAUAAACCCACAGAUCUGCUGCUGACAACAUGCAAGGAGGGGCCUGCUGCUGCUGCACUGCAGCAGCUGGAGCAACUCGCAGGCGGACGGAAGAACCUGCUGCUGCUGCUGGGUCUUAGGCCAGCAGCAGCAGCAGCAACAGCAGCAGCAGCAGCAACAACAGCAGCAACAGCAGCAGCAGAAAUGGAAAGCAGCACAUGCGCAUCGAAUGUGCCUGAAGAAAGACAAAAUGUUCGUGCCGACGCCGCCACUUCAGCAGCAGCAGGCACGGCAGCAGCAGCAGCAGCAGCAGAGCCGACAGCAGCAGCAGCAGCUUCAGCCCCUCGCGUUGUAUCUUUAGCAGAUAUUAAAGACAUCUUCCUGCUGCAAGACAUGCAGCAGCAGCAGCAGCAGCAGCAGCGGCGGAGCAGCAGCGCCGCCACCGUGUCGGUGGUUUCUGUGGGCUCAAGCGUCGGGACCUCCCCAGCAGCAGAUACAGCAGCAGCAGCAGCAGCAGCAGAUGGCCCUGGCGCUGCAUCUUCGACUCCAGCAGCAGCAGGAGCAGCAGGAGCAGUACCCACAGCAGCAGCAGCAGAAGAGCGGACGGGGCUGCAGCAAGUGGCGCUGCAGCUGCAGCAGCUGCAUGCAGCAGUCCGAGAGGAAACACGCAAGCUGCAGGAGCUCUCCUCUUUCUACGAUAUGUUUGCUGCUCAAUCUCUUGGCAUUGCUGCAGAUACACCGUAG
Molecule: messenger RNA, 1404 nt
Organism: Eimeria mitis
Lineage: Eukaryota; Apicomplexa; Conoidasida; Eucoccidiorida; Eimeriidae
Exons: 1
Coding region: 1-1404 (467 amino acids)
Source: RefSeq, a predicted model, not a curated record